This is a messenger RNA of Salvelinus namaycush (lake trout), 726 nucleotides long. RefSeq names its product goosecoid (gene gsc). Gene Ontology annotation, cellular component: nucleus. The transcript has 3 exons. Gene Ontology annotation, biological process: regulation of transcription by RNA polymerase II. The coding region runs from base 1 to 726 and encodes 241 amino acids. NCBI's taxonomy places the organism in Eukaryota, Metazoa, Chordata, Actinopteri, Salmoniformes, Salmonidae. Gene Ontology annotation, molecular function: RNA polymerase II cis-regulatory region sequence-specific DNA binding; DNA-binding transcription factor activity, RNA polymerase II-specific. The record is from RefSeq and is a predicted model, not a curated record.
AUGCCCGCUGGUAUGUUCAGUAUCGACAGUAUCCUGGCCGGGAGACCCACUUGCAAGGACUCGGUUCUCCUCCAUCGGAAUCCCCCAGUGGUGUUCUCUAACCUCACGGAUUCCAUCUACACUGCUACCGAUUACAAUGGACUCUACUCGCACGCAACUGGACCUUCUCCCCCGGGGAUGCAGGCGGUGAACGGGACUAGAAUAGGAUAUAAUAACUAUUAUUACGGACAACUGCAUUUGCAGGGCCCCAAUGGCCCUGCGUGCUGCGGCGCUAUCCCAACCCUCGGCUCGCAACAGUGCCCAUGUAUUCCAACAGGUUAUGACAGCACGGGCUCCGUGCUCAUCUCUCCCGUCCCGCACCAGAUGAUGUCCUAUAUGAACGUGGGCACCUUGUCUCGGACCGAGCUCCAGCUCUUGAACCAGCUCCACUGCCGACGUAAGCGGAGACACCGGACCAUCUUCACCGACGAGCAGCUUGAAGCUCUGGAAACCCUUUUUCAGGAGACCAAGUACCCUGACGUCGGCACACGGGAACAGCUCGCGCGGAAAGUGCAUCUACGGGAGGAGAAGGUCGAGGUGUGGUUCAAAAACAGACGAGCGAAAUGGAGAAGGCAGAAAAGGUCGUCCUCGGAAGAAUCUGAAAACUCACAGAAAUGGAACAAAUCGACGAAAAUACCCACAGAGAAAACCGAGGAAAGCAAAAGCGACGUGGAUUCUGACAGCUGA